Messenger RNA from Asparagus officinalis (garden asparagus), 483 nucleotides. RefSeq names its product uclacyanin 1-like. Lineage: Eukaryota; Viridiplantae; Streptophyta; Magnoliopsida; Asparagales; Asparagaceae. The record is from RefSeq and is a predicted model, not a curated record. The transcript is spliced from 3 exons. Bases 1 to 483 code for a protein of 160 amino acids. Gene Ontology annotation, molecular function: electron transfer activity.
AUGAAGCUGGUUAUUGAUGUCCUCCCUUCUUCAAUGAAGCAUGCUCCUUUUGCAGCUCCUUCAAAUUCUCUGACAUGGGAGGCUCCAGCUGCAGCCCCUUUGACUGGUUCAAGAAAAUCCUUUGUCGGAGAUGAUAAGGGCUGGACCCUCAACUUCAAUUACACUGCGUGGGCUGAAGUUUUCAAGUAUCCUGUUGGGAUUCGCAACAUUUACAAAGUUGAUGGCCCUGGCUUCCAAUUAUGCAAUGUACCCUCUGGUACUGAGGCCCUAACUGCUGGAUACGACAUGAUCACCCUUGCAACUCCAGGAAGGAAAUGGUACAUGUGUGGAAAAGCAAACGGGUUGCCUGUCUCCUCUGAUGCCCCCUCCAGUUCACCAACAUGGAAAAUUCCAACUCUACCACCUUCAAUAUUGCCAGAACCAAAGCAAUUCAUAGUUGGAGACAAUUGUGGCUGGACCCUCGGCUUCAACUACACUGCUUGA